UCUCGAUAUCUGGUUAUAACUAGGCGCACAACAUGAAUAUGUUAUCUGGGUUAGCAUAACGUGCCCAUAGACACUAGCCCAAACCAGUCCCAACCGCAGAUGCUAACAAAGCUUAUUGAUUGAUUGAAACCUAUUGCUAAGGAAAAGUUAUUACUGUGAAUAGGGGGGCGGCCCUUUGGUGCCCGGCGUCCAAGCCAUGGCUACCAAGUCGACACUGAAGUUGCCUCGCUUGCGGACAAAAGAGGAGUUGCUCAAGACGUCCCCAGAGCUAUGUAAACUCUUGGGCGAAGAUAGCGACGAUGGUCGCAGCAUGUCCCCGUUUACGGCUCCGCCACCGGCUGGCCAACCCACGAAGCCUCCGUCACGCGGCCUGCCUGCCGUUGCGACAAAGACGACAAAGACACCGGGUAUGGACACACCACGGGGGCUUGGCGAGGAGGAGCUUACGGAGGAGGAGCUCCUUCGAUUGGAGUUAGAAAAGAUUAAGAACGAGCGGCAAGUGCUGCUGGACUCGAUAAAGCUUGUCAAGGCGCAAGCAGGAACGGCUGGUGGUGAGGCGCAGCAAACGGACAUUAAAACUCUAAGGCGCGAGCUGGAGCUUAAAAAGGCGAAACUUAACGAGUUGCGCGAGGAGGUACGCCGGAAGGAGUCCGGCCUGAACAGAGGGCGUGACGACAACACGGAUGCCACCCGCCUCACACCUGGGGAGCUCAGCGAGGAGCAGGCGUACAUCCAGCAGCUGCAAGAUGAAAUGAAGCACAUUGAUGAAGAGCUGGUGGAGGCGGAGGCCAAAAACCGCUUGUACUAUCUGCUUGGAGAGCGCACGCGUCGCGAGCACCUGGCCAUGGACAUGAAGGUCCGGGCGGCGCAGCAGCUAAAGAAGGACUCGGCGGACGACCUGUACACGCUGACGGCGCACUUCAACGAAACGCGCGCCGCGAAGGAGCUAGCGGAGCGGGAGCUGGCACGCAUGAAGCGCAUGCUGGAGGAGACGCGCAUGGACUGGCAGAAGAAGCUGCGGGAGCGCCGGCGCGAGGUCCGUGAGCUCAAGAAGCGGCAGCAGAAGCAGCUCGAGCGCGAACGCAAGAUGCGUGAGAAGCAGCUGGAGCGGGAGCGCCAGGAGCGGGAGCUGCAGGCGAAGCUCAAGAUGGAGCAGGACGCAUACGAGAUGCGCGUGGCGGCGCUCGCACCCAAGGUAGAGGCCAUGGAGCACAGCUGGAACCGCAUCCGCACCAUCAGCGGCGCCGACACGCCGGAGGAGGUGCUGGCGUACUGGGAUGGCCUCAAAGCCAAGGAGGAGCAGAUGCGGCGGCUGGUGGCGCUCGCGGAGCAGCGCGAGGCGGCCGCCAAGGCGGAGAUCGGCUCGCUGCUGAGCAACCGCUCUGGCAUGUACGAGAAGGAGAACGCGGGCAGUCCCGACGUGGGCGCUGGCAGCGCGGAACGCGCCAACCUCAUUACCGAGGUCGAGCGCAACAUGGAAACCGCCAAGGCAAAAUUCAACAAGCUGCGUUCCGUGUGUAUCGGCGCGGAGCAAGGCCUGCGUAGCCUGCUGGAACGGCUGAUGAUUGCGCUCGAGGAGAUCCACCCCGACCAGCUGCGUGCCUCACAGCUCAAGGGAGGGCACGACGGCAAGGGGCACUACCGCGGCGGUGGCCGCGGAGCGGCAGGCGGCGCCGCAGGCGCCGCCGGCGGCCGCCGGCCAUCCGCCCAUGUACACACCCCGGAGCGGAAGACACGCGGCGGGCCGGGCUCACGGGCGCAGUCACCGCCGUUGCCGCCUGGAGACCUGGUGAAGCCCUCCUCGCCGCUCCAUGUGGUGCCGCCGGGGGACACCGGCGGUAUUCCGGAGGGGGCGGUGGAGGAGCUGGGAGACACGGAGCUGGCGUCGCCCAUUGGCGCGGAGGGCAACACCAUUGACGACGAGCACUUUUUCCCGGAGCUGCCCGAGCUGCUGAACAGCGUGACGGAGCGGUUGAACCGGGUGGCGCUGCUGGGGGCGGAGAUGGACGAGGAGCAUGCGGCGGAGGAGGACGGCCUGCCGGUCCCCACCCCGGCGCCCGUCACCAGCGGUGAGCCCGCUGAGCCCCCACCCGCCUCGCCCUCGCGUGUGCCCGCGGACGGCCUCAGCGAGAGCGAGCGCACGCUGGUGAAGGGCAUGAACCGCCGCACCUGGACGGGCGCCCCGCUGCUGGAGACCAUUGCCGCCAGCGCGGCUGAGGCGGCGCCCCCGACCAACAUCAAGCGGAAGAAGGGCAAGAAGAAGGAGCAGCAGGUGCAGCCCGACCUGAACCGCAUCCUGGGCUACACUGGCAGCGAUGUGGAGGAGGAGGAGAUGGAGAGCGAGGAGGAGACGGAGGAGGACGCCAACAAGGACGACGGGGUGGUGGAUCGGGACUACAUCAAGCUGCGGGCGCUCAAGAUGAGCCAGCGCCUCGCAAACCAGCAGCGUGCCAUCAAGGUAUAAGGAGCAGACGUACUUGUCAGCGCGGCUUCAGGGUACAAGGCGGACGCAUAAGCGCGCUCUCAAGGUGCUUAAGGCGGCUCUCUUCCCACAGAAUAGCUGCUAGCGAGGGACAGAUCAGCUGCUCUGCUUGGGAGUCAGGAGCCACAAACAGCUGUGGAGGGUAGUCGUAAUGUCGCCGCCCUAUAGCUUCCUCUGUACACACGUACAUUGCUGGGGUUCGGUGCCGCUGCUGCAACUACAUCGUUCUGCUCUGGGGUGGUGAUAACGUGGCGGAUGUGAGGUGUUGGGCAGUGCAUCGGGUGGCGGUGGCGGCAUGGAGAAGAGCGGAGGACUUGAGCUUGGCGUUGGUCCUAUGUGGUGUGGUGAAACAAUUGGGUGGCAUUAAUGGUGGUAAUGGUGGCUGGGAUUUGUAUGAUGCAGGUGCUCUACAUGCGGGCGCUCCUGUUGAGAGAUACGGGAGACGCGAGCAGGACAGGGGAAUACGUGUGCACUUACCGGUUGAAACGGCUUGCGGAAGCGCCUUGCGUAGCAUGGGUCUGAGGCGGGGUCGGCUUGUUAGUCUGUUCGCUUCGUUUUGACGUCCAUACGGCAAAGGAUGGCGGCGUUUGUGUUCCCGAAAACCGCAACGCACACCCACAUAUGUAGUAUAGGUACUUUUGGUUUGUAAGCUUUUGGCGCGGAGGAAGGGGGCUUCAUACUUAGCCGCGUCACCUCGCAUUCACAGCUUCAAUGUGAGGAGUUGUGGUGGUGUUUUAAGUGGUGGACGCCUUAAAUAUGGUUGGCUAUCUAGUUUUACGGGCCCGUGGCAUGGCCACAUGGGGAAUGGCAUGGCCCCCCUAAUCGCCCAAGAACCGUGUCCCGUACAGUACAGGCUAUGGUUGAGGGGCAUAUCAGUUACUUGCGGCAUUUAAGGACUGUGGGCUGGCUUUCGAGGCUAAGUGCUGUUUACAAACAGUGGGCAGUAGACGGGGCACAGGCACCUUUCCACAAUCGCUGCAGGAAUGGGUGUCUGUUACCAUUUGGGGACUAAGGUUAUCAUGACUGUAG
This is a messenger RNA of Astrephomene gubernaculifera, 3511 nucleotides long. Lineage: Eukaryota; Viridiplantae; Chlorophyta; Chlorophyceae; Chlamydomonadales; Astrephomenaceae. The record is from the annotation of a GenBank genome assembly.